UUGGCAGCGGUUUAGUUUGAGUCAAACGGGCAUUCGGAAAACAUGUUGAGUUUCAAUCGCGUUCUGGUCGUCAAUGUGAUCGCGUUGGCACUUGGUAAUUUUGGUGCUGUGGAAGCCCAGGCCGGAACGGUGCACUGGAACAAUGGGAAUGCGGCCGGUGUGGGCGUCUAUUCGAACGCCCAGUCCAGCGGGAUGCAUCCGCCGGGCAGUCUGAGUGGCCAGGAUCCGCAGUUCAGCUACGGAUAUGCCGGCAUCGAUUCGCGUGGCUCCUACGGCGGAGCGGGCGGUAAUGGAGCCUACUACGUGGGCGGCACUGACGAGCACGGUCGCCCCUUCUCCUACGGCAACCAGGUGGGCCAGCCCGGACAGCCGGGCUACAUGGGCGUACGGCCGGAUCCCAGCUACCCGGGAUCCUAUGGCUACCAGAAUGGAGGAGCAAUCAUCGCCAGCUCGCUGGGCGCCACCGUGACCAUAGCACUUGGAUUGGCCUUGGUCGGCAUGAGACGUUGAUGCGGUUGCAGCGUGGGAUCUUUUUUUUUAAUUAGUUUGUAAGCUUAAUUUAUGGAAAGUUUCUUCAUAAAAUACAAAAACUUAAGAUCA
Molecule: messenger RNA, 600 nt
Organism: Drosophila erecta
Lineage: Eukaryota; Metazoa; Arthropoda; Insecta; Diptera; Drosophilidae
Product: pupal cuticle protein Edg-91
Exons: 2
Coding region: 43-510 (155 amino acids)
Source: RefSeq, a predicted model, not a curated record